CUAACGUAUUCAGAAAGGAUUCCACAAAUCCAGUUCACGGGGUGUUGAGCUCCACGCUCCAUCGAUUCAUUUCUCAAGUGAUUGCGUUGUUAUGAAAGUCAAAUUCUUCCUUCUGCUUCAUUUAAUCGUUUCUUGAGAGCGAUGAGUUCCCAUACUUCCUCUGAAGAUUGUCUCGGUUGGGCCGCAAGAGAUCCGUCUGGAUUUCUGUCUCCUUAUAAAUUCAGUCGUAGGGUUCCUGGAGAUGAUGAUGUUUCAAUUACAAUAACACAUUGCGGAAUUUGUUAUGCAGACGUAUUAUGGACAAGAAAUAAAUUAGGAGAUUCAAAAUAUCCUUUGGUGCCUGGACAUGAGAUUGCAGGAAUUGUGAAAACUGUUGGCGCAAAUGUUCACCGAUUUAAAGUUGGAGAUCAUGUUGGGGUAGGAACUUACGUGAAUUCUUGCAGACAAUGCGAGUAUUGUGAAGAUGGUCAAGAAGUUUGUUGCACGGGUGGAUCCACUAAUACUUUUAAUGGAAUUGAUUUUGACGGUACAAUUACAAAGGGAGGAUAUUCUAACUACAUAGUUGUCCAUGAGAGAUACUGCUACAGAAUUCCUGAGAAUUAUCCUUUAGCUUCAGCUGCUCCUUUGCUUUGUGCUGGAAUUACAGUUUAUUCUCCAAUGAUUCGUCAUAAGAUGAAUCAACCUGGUAAAUCUCUAGGAGUGAUUGGUCUUGGUGGUCUCGGCCACUUGGCAGUGAAGUUCGGGAAGGCUUUUGGACUAAAUGUGACAGUUUUUAGCACUAGCAUAUCCAAGAAAGAAGAAGCCCUGAGCGUUCUUGGAGCAGACAAAUUUGUUCUCUCAUCUGAUACCGAGCAAAUGGAGGCCUUGUCUAAGUCCCUUGACUUCAUUAUCGAUGCUGCAUCUGGUGAUCAUCCAUUUGAUCCAUACAUGUCUACAUUGAAGGUUGGUGGCACUAUGGUUCUGGUUGGGUUUCCUUCUCAAGUCAAAUUCAGUCCUGCAAGCCUAAAUUUGGGUAUGAGAACUAUUUCUGGGAGCGUAACUGGAGGCACUCGAGUGACCCAAGAAAUGAUCAACUUCUGUGCUGCUCAUGGAAUCUAUCCAAACAUUGACGUGAUUCCAAUUCAAUACUCUAAUGAAGCCAUUGAAAGGGUAAUAAAAAACGAUGUCAAGUACCGAUUUGUAAUUGAUAUUCAAGGCUCCCUAAAAUGAUGUUGAGAGGCAGAGAAAAGGCGAUAAAGACUGACUUGUCAUAGAACAUCAGCAUGUUAUUUCUUCUACGUUUUUGCAUUUGUAUGUGUUAAGAAUGAUAUCUCAACAGUAUGUCAAAUAAAGAUUCGCGUUAACUCGUUUCUGUGAAGAAA
Messenger RNA from Cucurbita moschata (crookneck pumpkin), 1361 nucleotides. RefSeq names its product probable cinnamyl alcohol dehydrogenase 1. The coding region runs from base 142 to 1209 and encodes 355 amino acids. Lineage: Eukaryota; Viridiplantae; Streptophyta; Magnoliopsida; Cucurbitales; Cucurbitaceae. The record is from RefSeq and is a predicted model, not a curated record. Gene Ontology annotation, molecular function: zinc ion binding; oxidoreductase activity, acting on the CH-OH group of donors, NAD or NADP as acceptor. The transcript is spliced from 6 exons.